ACGCGAGCCGAGCCUGGUCGAGACGCUUCUCAACGCCACGCCCCCUCACCUAACCGGGCCGACGACCCAAGGGCCCAAGCACCAGCCACCCUCUCUCUCUCUCUCUCUCUCUCUCUCUCUCUCUCCUCUCCGCCGCCGCCACCCCGCCGCCUCCCUCCUCCGGCGACCGCCGCGGGCAGAGCGCGACAAGAGGGAGGGAGGAGAGCUCGCCCGAGGUGGGGGCAGGGAGCGCGAGGAGAGGGUGAGGGGAAGAUGGUGAGCUCUUCGUCGCCGGUGGUGAACGUGUACCCGCUCGCCAACUACACGUUCGGCACCAAGGAGCCCAAGAUGGAGAAGGACACCUCCGUCGCCGACCGCCUCGCCCGCAUGAAGGUCAACUACAUGAAAGAAGGAAUGCGGACCAGUGUUGAAGCAAUCCUAUUGGUGCAAGAACACAACCAUCCCCACAUACUGCUGUUGCAAAUUGGUAAUACAUUUUGCAAGCUUCCUGGUGGACGUUUGAAGCCUGGAGAAAAUGAAAUUGAGGGUCUGAAAAGAAAGUUAUGCAGUAAGCUUGCAGUGAACUCGCCUUCCUUUCCACCUAACUGGCAGGUUGGAGAGUGUGUUGCUGUAUGGUGGAGGCCAAACUUUGAGACUGUGAUGUAUCCUUACUGCCCUCCACAUAUAACCAAGCCCAAGGAGUGCAAGAAGCUUUUCAUUGUUCACCUAUCUGAAAGAGAGUAUUUUGCUGUUCCGAGGAACCUGAAGCUGCUUGCUGUUCCACUGUUUGAACUCUAUGACAACGUUCAGCGAUAUGGGCCAGUCAUUUCCACCAUUCCGCAGCAGCUGUCUAGGUUCCAGUUCAACAUGGUUAGCUCGUGAAGGUGAUGAGAGAUGGAGAUUAGUGUGCACUAGGCUCUAUUUGAUGGGAUCUUCAACGGGCUGAACUACCUAAUCGACUUGGCAUGACUAAUUUGUUCUAUCACAGAGAAUUUCCAUGAAUUAGCUUGGGAAAAAUAUUCUGGAUCCAUCGUUGGACUGUUAGCUGGACAUGCAUUUCGACUGUAUUUUGUUGGAUUGUUUUGUAUCACAUCGCAAAGCUGGUGCCUGGUGUAUUUUUAGAUGAUCUUUUGUUGGCUCUGCACGCUAAUUGUUGGUGUACAUGGCUCUGUAUGCUUACUGCCUUGAUGUUGUAUGCUGUAGCUGUAACUCUUCAGGCUGCCUAGCUUUUUUUUCUAGCCAGGAACUCCCCCUCUUAACUGUAAAAAUGCUUUGGAUUUAAGACAACAUAGAGAGGAUUAAGCUUUUUACAGUGUUC
Molecule: messenger RNA, 1297 nt
Organism: Oryza sativa Japonica Group (Japanese rice)
Lineage: Eukaryota; Viridiplantae; Streptophyta; Magnoliopsida; Poales; Poaceae
Product: pre-mRNA cleavage factor Im 25 kDa subunit 2
Cellular component (GO): mRNA cleavage factor complex
Molecular function (GO): mRNA 3'-UTR AU-rich region binding
Source: RefSeq, a predicted model, not a curated record